CCCAAUGCGGCCCCCCUCACCGCCUCCAGUCAACCACUUGGCCUUUCUGGAUGAAAUAAGGACUAUUAAGGAGACUUUGAAGUCAUCGAGGCAGGAGUCUUCUGCCACAGUGAAAGUUGUGCUCCUUCCUGUGGCCCAGGAAAUUAUCAUGCCUUUUCGAGUUGAAGUCAUGUUUAAACACCUCAAGGAUUAUUUUUCACACUUGUUAGGUAUCCCGUCAGAUGUACUGCAAAUAACAUCUUCCGGAAUAAUUCUUAAAAACCACGAGAGCCUUCUCCAUCAUGGCAUUAGGCCCCGGGCGGUUGUACAAAUAGAAAUCACUUCUAAAAACCCAGAUCUAUAUCCCAUCAAACGAAUAGCUGCCCUGCGUGAAAGUUCUCAAAUCAUAGCUGUCAGAGUCGAAACUGCCGUUGAUCAGUACCAGGAGGUACCUGUGGAGAUUGUAAAAUCGGACUUUCACAAACCAUUUCUCGGUGGAUUCCGACAUAAGGUCACAGGAAUAGAAUAUCAUAAUGCUGGGACGCAGACUCUCCCUAAAAAGAUUCCUGCGAAAAACACCGUGUUUUGCAGGGAGACCCAGACCGUUCAGGAGAGAAAAAAGCUCCAACAAACGGUAAACACAACAUCGACACAGAUGACUAAAAUCGGUGUGUACGUGUCAAAUAUGACUGACAAGCUGGUCACCCCGGGAAAAUAUUUCACAGCAGCGGAAUACCACGCUGAAAGACUGCAGGCGGUCUUGGUGCUGCAGACUCACUACAGGCGGUGGCGUGCUAAAAUGGUUGUCGAGGAGUUACGAAGACAGAAGAAGUUGAGGAUGGAGUGGGAAUUGCAAGAAGAACUGAGGAAGAGGAGAGAAAAGGAAGAGUGGAUGAGAAUGGACUACUACCGGAGGCAUAACCCUAAAGUACGGGAAGAUUUUGAACUCCUUUAUAACGCGCUGGAACUUUGGCGUCAAGAAGAACUUGCACGCAUUGACCAGCUUUUCACGGGAGCCGAAAGGAAAGCGGCUCUCUGUGAACUGCUGGAGAAAGAGAGCCAGCUAAUUGCUUCCAUUGGGAAGCACAGAUUCAUCGCCGGCCAGGAGAACCAGGAAGCAGCCAUAAAAGCGUUUUUGGACAAGUGCUCAGCUCCAAAGAUAUGGAAAACAGGUUCGGGCAAAACAAUUGAGAUGGAUACGCAGUUCACCAUCAGAGCCAGAGAGCUGCAAAGCAUCUAUGAGUGCAUUUUGCUGAAAAAUAUCUCUCAAGAUGAGAGGCUGGAUAUACUCUUAACACUUAAGCACACUGUGAAGGAACAUGAAUGUAAACUGACACAGGAAAUUCUAGAACUGAUUGACAGAGAGGUCGACCUGAUGAUGAGAGGAGUCAAAUCUUACAAUCUUGAAGGGCUCAGGAAAAGAAUUACAACGCUCUUUCUUCAUUAUAUCAAAACACCUCUGUUUAAUCCUGAAGUUGCAAGACAUCUAAAGGUUCCUCAAGACCCUCUGAAGUUUUAUAAGAAGAUCUACUUCUGCCAGAGCUGCCAGCUCUAUCUGCCUUCCACGGAGUUUUCUAUAUCGUCCACCUCACAGCGCAUCUACCGCUGUCGUCAUUGCAAUAGCCUUGACAAUGAGACUUGGAAGCGAGAGUCCUUCUUGAAGUACAAGAGUCUCCUGCAACGGCUCUACUUUUCAGAAGCGGAUUAUGAGGAUGACUCUAAAAUUGCUUACCUGAUACAGCUGCAAGACAUUCAGUAUCUGGUUGAGAACAUCUGGGCAUCGCAGUCGGCACUGAGUGCCUGGGACGAUCUCAACGAUCUGGUUCUAGUCAGAUGGGAGAGGUCCACGCAGUGGUCCCCCUGGAACUGCAUUCUUCUCACCAAAGAUGAAGGAGUUGCGCAUCUCAAACUAUCAAAUAUUGAAGAGGGAUAUGAACCCGUGUUUAUUCACAAGAUCCGACACAAGCAUAUUCUGGCCAAGAACUAUUUUUCUCAGAUUCCACUGCUGGCUGCUUUCUUACAGGAGGAUGAGGAAAUGGAUGCGAUCAGGAACAAGCACCGGCCUGACACAUCGCCUAAGAUCAUAGAAUCCAAGAGAGCCUCGGUUUAGGAAGAGCAGCACUGUUCGUUUGCUGAUCAGUGUCUUUGUCUGCUGCUAAUAGAGGAAUACAGAGGCUACACAAUAUCACAACAGAACGUUUGUGAUAUUUUUGCCAGUAGUAAGA
Echinops telfairi (small Madagascar hedgehog) is the source of this 2204-nucleotide messenger RNA. RefSeq names its product IQ motif and ubiquitin domain containing (gene IQUB). Gene Ontology annotation, biological process: cilium assembly. Gene Ontology annotation, molecular function: protein binding. The record is from RefSeq and is a predicted model, not a curated record. Gene Ontology annotation, cellular component: motile cilium; acrosomal vesicle. The coding region runs from base 5 to 2089 and encodes 694 amino acids. Lineage: Eukaryota; Metazoa; Chordata; Mammalia; Afrosoricida; Tenrecidae. The transcript is spliced from 12 exons.